AUGUCCACUCAACCAAUUAUUCAAAGACGUAUAGCUCUUCCCGCUCGGGUUGAACCUAAAGUGUUCUUUGCCAACGAAAGAACCUUUCUUUCUUGGCUACAAUUUACAGUUGUGUUAGGUGGUCUUGCGAUUGGACUUCUCAACUUUGGAGAUAGAGUUGGGAAAAUCUCGGCUGCUGCGUUCACCUUUGUUGCCAUGUCUAUAAUGAUAUAUGCCCUCUUAAUAUAUCAUUGGAGGGCCGCAAAGAUACGGAAAAGAGAAGAGGGGCCCUAUGAUGAUAGAUUUGGGCCAACAAUUCUUUGCAUUUUCCUCGUCGGGGCAGUAAUCAUCAACUUCGCACUCCGGCUUACGUCAACGUCAGGAACACAUUAG
Messenger RNA from Funneliformis mosseae, 372 nucleotides. Lineage: Eukaryota; Fungi; Glomeromycota; Glomeromycetes; Glomerales; Glomeraceae. The record is from the annotation of a GenBank genome assembly.